CGGAGCAGCAGCCGGCGUGUCCUCCGUGCUCAGAUGGAUCCGCGCUGGAUUUGGCUGGGCUGGCUCUGUGCGUCUUGUUGCGUUCCGUGCUGCGGUUGCUGAUUGAUGUUGAUGGCUGUGUUGACUAACAUCACUAGUGAGCUACCUCGCACGACGAUAUAGUCGUCACGUAGAAUCCCCGGAAUUAAUCGCUAUGACCGUAGCUGGCAAUUAUCAUGCGAGUGUAGCCAACGGAGGCGAUAUCGAUCGACAGCACUCCCUGUUGUUCGCAGCAAUCAUCCGGUGGAGCUGGUUCCAGACAAUCUACUCACUGGCUAUUGGCCAGGAGCCCUCAGGCCAUGCGGUAUCGUACCCGUACCAUGGAACAACGAAAACGGGUUGUAUCAAGGAUCCGCUGGUGGGAUUUUCGAAGGCUGGGCACAUAAACAUUAAUGAGCCCAUGAUUGACCGUUCGGGCUACCCAGGCACAAGUCACAGGAACAGGCGUGCUGGAGGCGCCAGGUAG
Messenger RNA from Anopheles aquasalis, 505 nucleotides. RefSeq lists its product as uncharacterized. Lineage: Eukaryota; Metazoa; Arthropoda; Insecta; Diptera; Culicidae. The record is from RefSeq and is a predicted model, not a curated record.